Sesamum indicum (sesame) is the source of this 1758-nucleotide messenger RNA. RefSeq lists its product as uncharacterized. Gene Ontology annotation, molecular function: DNA binding; DNA-binding transcription factor activity. Gene Ontology annotation, biological process: regulation of DNA-templated transcription. The record is from RefSeq and is a predicted model, not a curated record. NCBI's taxonomy places the organism in Eukaryota, Viridiplantae, Streptophyta, Magnoliopsida, Lamiales, Pedaliaceae.
AGAGAAUACAAAAAAUCCAGGGUUUGUCAACUGUAGGUAAAGAACAAAUUAAUCAACUCUCAUGCAGCGUCGCCCCAUGUUUUCCACUGAAUUUCUGAUUCUCAUAAUCCCUACAGACAACUAUGGAUUACAUGCAUAUCCCCAACGUUGAAUAAUCUCCAAGUUAGCCCGCACCCACUUAAAGCUUCUACACUCAUAUCCCUAUACCUCAAUCUCUAUAUAUACGACCCACCCAAUUGUCCAUACAGAAAUAUUAAACAUGGAGCGAGAGAGAAACGAAGAGAAUAAUUUGCGGCAGCAGCAAGAUCCCGGACGGCAAAUGGCGGCCAACGACCACCACCAGCCUCCGCCACCACCCAGGAAGUGCCCGCGUUGUGAUUCUUCCAACACUAAGUUCUGUUACUACAACAACUACAGCCUCUCCCAGCCUCGGUACUAUUGCAAGACUUGCCGGAGGUACUGGACACACGGCGGGACCUUAAGAAACGUCCCCGUCGGCGGAGGUUGCCGAAAAAUCAAGCGCUCGAGAACCUCAUCCUCGUCUUUCUCAAGCAGUGAGAUCGCAAGAACUCAAUGUUCAUCACCCGCACUUCCAUCUCAAAAUCUGACGGGUAUGAUUUCGGGCCAAGUGGUAAGGCCCGUGCCUCGGGUAAUCCCGACGGCGGGUAAUUCUUUCUACACUGGUCGUGCGUGUUUGCCUUCUUUGGGCACCAUGCAAUCUCUACCUGGCGAAAUCAAUCAGAGGGCGUCGGUAAAUUUGGACGGGGGCAACAACCAAUUCGGUGCAAAUAUGGCCCUUUUACAAGGGUUAAGUUUCCAAACUCUCAGACCUCAGACUGCCAAUCAAUUCCAACCGCAGGCCCAUUAUUUUCCGUCGCAGCAAAGUCUGGUUCCGCCGAGGCCGCCUUUGAGUUCUUGGACUCAAAGUUUAAUAAAUCCAGGCGCCUCUAGCUCUUCAUCCGCCAACUCCAGUAUUUGGAGCUCCGCCACAGGCUGCAACAUCGCCGACGGAAGCAAUCAGGCGGCGGGUUCUUCCUUCAGUACAGGUCAAUGGGCUGACAACCAUCAUCCAGGAUUCAAUCCUCCUCAUCACUGAAUGUCUACAUAUUUCCGGGCAAGAACAAGAGAUUGAUGGACAGGUUCAGAGUGUCGAUUGCAGGUGUAAACGUAGGAAAAAAAUGUUCUGAUUCAGCGUAUAGCAGUGUGUUGAAUUGGGUUUACUUCUAAGAACUAUUUGAUGAUGAAUUAUUCACUAAUGUUCGUAUUAAUUACUUUGUAAUGUAUACUAAUUAGCAUUAGCAGUAACUGAUUUACAUCUUUGAAUUAUGAAGGUACACAAUGGAAUGAUUACAUAUUUAUAUGUACAAAGGUUCCUUUCCUUAAUUACAGAGGUUGGUUGUAUGAUUAGUUGAAGAUGUGUUUUGUUUCCCGGUUGCAUUUUCCACUGUAAAUUUCUCUCUAUUUUAUAUACAACAGUUGAUAAUUUUUAAAAAGAAAAGGUUAUUUUUAAUUAAUAUUUUACUCAUAAAAAUUGUGUUUAAAAUUAUAAAAUGCCUCUUGUUUGAAAAUGAGACAGGUUUUUGUAAUCUGAUUAAGGAAAAUUCUUAUUGAAAUUAGGUUUGACUGAAUCAAACUAAUCACAGAAAAAGUGCUAUACAGUUGUCAUCAGUAACGUCGUAAAUAUAUUACACUUAUCUCGUAAUCAUAAUCGGCCGGGCCCUAAUUAAAUGAUUUUACACUGAGAAAAAUCCAUAUAUG